AUGUUCGAAGUAGGAAACACUGAAGGUUCUAUGGAUGAUAAAAAAUUUCGAGAGGAUCAUUCAAAGAUUAAGGUAGUUUUGAAAUAUUGUUUGGAAAUGUUUCGGAGGAAAUUACAACAAUUUAGAAACGAUGAGCUUGAAGAAGUCUUCACCAUGGGCAUUCGAGUAACGGGCAUAAAAUGGACUAUAUAG
Funneliformis mosseae is the source of this 192-nucleotide messenger RNA. The record is from the annotation of a GenBank genome assembly. Lineage: Eukaryota; Fungi; Glomeromycota; Glomeromycetes; Glomerales; Glomeraceae.